AUGGCAUCCAGAGACCUGGCCAUGGGGAUCUUCUUCCUAUCUCAGACUGCACUGGGCAUGUUUGGGAACUUAGCCUUGCUUUGCUGUCUCAUUCUUUCUAACUUCAGUGGGAACAGGGUGAGGCCCACAGACCUGAUUAUCAAACACCUGACCUGGGCUAACAUCAUGGUUCUUCUCUGCAAAGGAAUCCCUCAGAUAAUGGCUGUUUUUGAUCAGGCAUAUUCUCUAGAUAAUAUUUCAUGUAAACUUGUCUUUUAUUUUCAUAGAGUUGCCAGGGGAGUAUCCCUUGGCUCCACAUCCCUGUUGAGUGUCUUUCAGGCCAUUACCAUCAGCCCCAGUAAUUCCAAGUGGGCACAGCUCAAGGUCAAAGCCCCUAGGUUAAUUGGUCCUUUCCUAGGCCUGUGCUGGGCCCUGAAUCUACUUACAUGUAUCUUUCUCUUUAGUACAGUGACUGACAUGAGGGAUAAAGGGAAUCUUACUGAAUUUAGACAAUUUGUGUAUUGUGUCAUCGUAAAACCUUCCAAACAAUCUCUCAAAGUAUAUGCAAUCCUAUUGGUUUCCAAUGAUGUUAUGUGUUUGGGACUGAUGGUGUGGGCCAGUGGCUUCAUGAUGUUAAUCUUGUUCAAACAUAAAAAGAGGGUCCAACAUAUCCACAAAUCUGUAUCUACUAAAUCAUUUCCUGAGACCAAAGCCACACAAAGAAUUCUUACCCUAGUGAGCAGUUUUGUGGUUUUUUAUGUAUCCUCUCUCGCCUUAAUGGUAUAUUUUUCUUUCCAGGAUGGAACAGGUGCAUGGCUGGUCAAUGCCAAUGUGGCCAUGAGUGCAAGCUUCUCAGCACUCUCACCCUUCCUGCUCAUCAGACACUAUAUCAGGGAUUUUCAUCUAGGCAGUACUCAAUAA
Messenger RNA from Peromyscus maniculatus bairdii (prairie deer mouse), 900 nucleotides. RefSeq names its product vomeronasal type-1 receptor 4-like. Gene Ontology annotation, molecular function: pheromone receptor activity. Gene Ontology annotation, cellular component: membrane. The record is from RefSeq and is a predicted model, not a curated record. Gene Ontology annotation, biological process: G protein-coupled receptor signaling pathway. Lineage: Eukaryota; Metazoa; Chordata; Mammalia; Rodentia; Cricetidae.